Messenger RNA from Adineta ricciae, 861 nucleotides. Lineage: Eukaryota; Metazoa; Rotifera; Eurotatoria; Adinetida; Adinetidae. The record is from the annotation of a GenBank genome assembly.
AUGUCUGCAAAUGAUGCAAUGCAUGCAAAUCGAACAUACAGCAUCCAAGGCGAGCCGUAUACUUUACUGAAUCGGCUAGGCCAUGGAAGCUUUGGAUCUGUUUGGAGAGCUCGAUCACAAAGUGGUGAAUACGUGGCUGUCAAAAUAGUUGAUUUCAGCCGGGCAAGAUUUUAUAUUGGCUUAAAUGAACGGGCACAUUAUUUUUCAAAUGAGACUAGAAUCAUGAGUAGACUAAAAAGUGAAACUGAAUCUAUUGUAACAAUGUAUGCGCAUGAAUUCAAUCCGCGGUAUGGCGCAGGUUUUAUAGCAAUGGAAUUAGGAGAUGAAUCGUUGAUCGAUCGAGUUCGAGUUCUGCAUCAUGUACAUUUAAGAACAGGAUCGUUGGAGGAUUACAUUCCGGCAAAAGAUCGACAGAAUAUAUGGAUUCAGUUGGUGAAUAUUGUUCUUGCACUUCAACGGCAAGGUGUAGUUCAUCGUGAUCUGAAGCCAGCUAAUUUAUUAUUCUUCGGACCGAAUCUAAAAGCGGUUGACUUCGGCACAUCUCAAGAUGAAUCAGCUGGAUAUCACCAUCACCAAAAGACAGGUGGUACUCGUCCUUACAGUGCACCGGAAUGUUUUUCAGGUCGAGUACCUAUUACCUCAAAAGCUGACAUAUGGUCAAUAGGUGCGAUUUUGUAUUUUAUAACGUAUGGGAGACGACCUAUAUACGAAACUUCACAACCACCAUAUGGAGUUUUUCCAACUCGUUCUCAUGCUGUUCAAGACGUUCUUUAUCAGUGUCUUCAACGAAAUCCAAACAGACGACCGGACCAUCAAUGGCUUGUUCAACAUCCUCUAACGAACUCUAUGACAGUGUUUUGA